Gossypium arboreum is the source of this 1335-nucleotide messenger RNA. Its product is annotated as calcium uniporter protein 5, mitochondrial-like. Gene Ontology annotation, molecular function: calcium channel activity; uniporter activity. Lineage: Eukaryota; Viridiplantae; Streptophyta; Magnoliopsida; Malvales; Malvaceae. Gene Ontology annotation, biological process: mitochondrial calcium ion homeostasis; calcium import into the mitochondrion. The coding region runs from base 176 to 1054 and encodes 292 amino acids. The record is from RefSeq and is a predicted model, not a curated record. The transcript has 2 exons. Gene Ontology annotation, cellular component: uniplex complex; mitochondrial inner membrane.
GUAUAGGAUUUUAUUUUCUCUUUUUAGAAGCUAGAUUUUGUAGAUUCGUUAUGGAGAAAUCCUAAGAGUUGACAAACAGGAGCAGAGAAACUAAUUAAGAACCCCACUACAUCUAUGAUUUGGUUUUUAAUCACUCAAAAUUAAUAGAAAAACAUAGAUUCUUACAUACAUUAGCAUGUGGAGGAGGUUGGGGCGGUGCGAUGCUUUGAAGCAGAGCAUAUCUGUAGCAGUUGGAAGGAGACCUCUGCCUUCCCCUCAGAGUCCGCAGAUGGAGGGAAUGAUAGUGAGAACCAGUCCAGCAUUCCGCGGUAAAAUUUUUUGGAUAAAUUCUUCAUCUUCUGAUGUCAAUGCAGUCUCUGAUUCCAAAAGUGCAGGAGGACUAGAGAACCUAACAUUCGCGGAGGCUAAGAAGCUGAUGAGGCUGGUUAACGUGGAAUCACUCAAGACAAAACUAGAAAUGGAAGGCAAAGAGGUGAUAGGCUACUCGGAGCUACUUGAAGCCUGCAAGAGCAUGGACGUUGCUAGAUCUCUGAAUGAGGCCAUUGCUUUGGCACGGGUUUUAGAUGAGGCAGGUGUUGUACUUGUAUUCCGCGACAAGGUUUAUCUUCAUCCUGGGAAGGUGGUGGAUCUGGUUAGAAAAGCAAUGCCUCUUGCAUUGGCUUCCGAAGAUGAUCCUAUCAAGGAUGAGCUAAAGAGGCUGCUGGAACAAAAAGAAGAAAUUGAUGUGCAGGCUCAUAAGGAAGUUCAUCGUAUACUCUGGACCGGUCUGGGAUUAACUGUAGGACAAGUUGGACUAUUCUUCCGGCUAACAUUUUGGGAAUUCUCGUGGGAUGUUAUGGAACCGAUUACAUAUUUUACCACCAGCAUUAUUAUAGUUAUAUGCUAUGCUUACUUCCUGUUCACUUCAAGAGAUCCCACGUACCAAGAUUUGAUGAAGAGGCUUUUUCUUUCCAGGCAGAGAAAAUUGUUCUUGAACCAUAAUUUUGAUGUUGGCAAAUUAAAGGCGUUACAAAAUAAGUGCAGAACUCCUCUGGAUGCCUCUGCAUCUAUCUGAAAUCAUGUAGGGUUGAAAUUAGAACUAGGUGAUGCCUAACACAAAGAUUGAUUAUCUCAUCUCUAAGUAUUCCCUUCUUAUUCUUUCUUUUCUCUGUUUAUCUGUAUAAAUGAAUUUUCACCGUCAUUUUAUUGUAGUUAGGACUAAAGUAGUCCGACCGCGGUGAAUGUACUGUUUUUCUCCUAAAAUUAGCUCAUACUACUAUUAAUUUGUUCUGAUAUAUUGUUUAGAUUUAUCGAUAUUUUUUAAAAAUAUUUAAUAUAUGCAAUGAUUGAAAAUUC